Messenger RNA from Cercopithifilaria johnstoni, 909 nucleotides. Lineage: Eukaryota; Metazoa; Nematoda; Chromadorea; Rhabditida; Onchocercidae. The record is from the annotation of a GenBank genome assembly.
AUGCAAGGGACGGAAGAAGGCGGCGACGCAGGUCAAUCUGUGGAGUGGGAAACAACGGAUGGUUCCUCUCUUCAUUCUUCCUUUCAUGAUGUUCUUGGGUACGGCGAUCCCUACGACAGCGCAAAAUAUUUGGAUGAUUUGGUGAAAGAUUUGCGUAUAUUGGAUUCUAUUCAAUUGAACCAUCCUGAUAAGCUUCGCAAUACCUAUACGCUCCUUACCAAUGAAAUCGAUCGUGUUUGGACCAUCAUCUACAUGCGUACGCUACGUGAUGAGCAACAAGUACAUCAUUAUUCGCGACAAUUUACGCCAGAAGGGGCAUAUAUUUCGAUCCAAGAGAAAAUUAUGAUUCCCGAGCGCCCAAAUUGCAAAUUUAUUGGACGCAUUCUUGGACCACGUGGAAUUUCGGUGAAACAACUUGAAGCUCAAACCAACUGCCGCAUCCUCAUCCGUGGAAAGGGUUCCGUUAAAGAUGCUCGUCGUGAGGCGCGUCUUCGCAAUCGUGUAGGUUGGGAACAUCUCGCGGAACCUCUUCAUGUGCUCGUUACAGCUACGGACAUUACGCAUGAGCGUUGCUUACAAAAAUUGGCAGUUGGCGUACAGUCUAUUAAGGCGUUGCUUAGCAGCAACGACGAUGAGCAUAAACGUCGCCAGCUUAUCCAGCUUGCGAUCAUUAAUGGUACUUAUCGCCCGAUGCGCAUGCAUUAUCAAGGGCAAUUUAUAGAAGUAUUAUUCAAGAGCAACGAAAAUAUCCUAUCAAGUGAUCCUAAAAAGUUUUAUUGUACAAGCCCAUGCCGGCAAGAGUUAAACGCAUCAGAAUCGGAUGUUCGUCCUGAUGUCAUGGCCUUCCUGUAUAUCUCAGAUAGUAAUGCUUGUUCUGGUCAAAGUAGAAGUAUUGCUGAAGUUGAAUAA